Molecule: messenger RNA, 5684 nt
Organism: Dreissena polymorpha
Lineage: Eukaryota; Metazoa; Mollusca; Bivalvia; Myida; Dreissenidae
Product: glutathione hydrolase 1 proenzyme-like
Exons: 14
Coding region: 162-2030 (622 amino acids)
Biological process (GO): glutathione catabolic process
Cellular component (GO): plasma membrane
Molecular function (GO): glutathione gamma-glutamate hydrolase
Source: RefSeq, a predicted model, not a curated record
ACCACAGGAACACGAGCACAAAGAACAUUUGCGCAGAGCUGUACCAACUGAAUGCUCUGCUCUGGGUUGUAAAACGGAACAAAGGGUUAACAAUUAGAACUUGUUAUUCUUCUGUGAUAGGUUUAUUCUACGCAACAAGCUGCAGUGCAUAUAAAGGUUCCAUGCGCUCCAAUGACCGUCGAUCCCUACUCGCCACAGAUGGGGAGGCUGGGUACUGCAGCUACGAUGACGACGACCUUCAUGCAGCUGCAAGACUGAGAAAGAAACGUCAGAGAUUGCGAGAAUGUCUGUGGAUAGGAUGUGGAGUGCUGCUCAUCUCUCUGGUUGGUGUGGGCCUGUUCUUUGCGACUCACCCCUGGGGCACUAAGACUCCAGCUGAGCCAACUCUCGCGAAAUACCGACAUGCUGCUGUGGCCUCAGAUGUUUCACUGUGCUCUCACAUUGGAAGACAGAUCCUGGAGGUAGAUGGGGGCAAUGCAGUGGACGCUGCAGUGGCCACCCUCCUGUGUAUGGGGCUGGCUGACCCACAGAGCAUGGGCAUCGGGGGUGGAUUCUUUAUGAGCAUCUAUAACAGGACUACAGGGAAGAGUUACAGCAUUGACGCUCGUGAAACAGCUCCAGGCAAAGCCACUGUAGACAUGUUCUACAAGGGAGCUAACUCCAGUAAAGGUGGCCUGGCUAUAGCUGUUCCUGGGGAGAUCCGUGGAUAUCAGGUUGCUAUGGUGAACCAUGGUUCGUUGUCAUGGAAACAAGUGUUUUUACCAGCAGUUACCAUGGCAACCAAUGGCUUCCCCGUACCAUUAUCUUUGCAACAUGCCUUAGAAGACUUCAAAGCAGCAUUUGGCAAUAACAUAAAUGAAACAGUUGCUGCUUAUCCACAGUUUGGGAAAACAUUCAUAAAUCCUGAAACCAAAGAUAUCUACAAGGAAGGGGAGACAAUUAAAAUGCCAGAGCUUGGUAGGACCCUGAAGGUGAUUUCAGAGGAGGGUCCUGAUGCCUUCUACAAUGGCAGCCUCACCCAAGACAUCCUGCGAGAGUUUCAAGAUGCAGGUUCUAUAAUCACCGCAGAGGAUUUACUUGCUUACCGAGCAAAAUAUAGCGACUCAUACUCAUAUAAACUGAGUAACAACUACACACUGCACACAAGCAAGGCGCCGUCUGGGGGAGUGAUUCUCUUGUUCAUUCUCGGCAUUUUGGAUGGCUACAAUUUUACGCCAAGUGACAUCAGUUCAACAGAGAAGUCCAUCCUGACUUUCCAUCGAUUUAUUGAAGCCUUCAAGUUUGCAUAUGCCAAGAGGACACAGCUUGCUGAUGAAGACUUUGAGAAGAAUGUCACAGAGCUGGUGGCCAACCUGACCUCCCGUAGCUACAUUGAGUCCAUACGCAGUCAGAUCUGGGACAACCAGACCCACCCCUACAUGUACUACGGGCCAACGUACUACCAGGAGAACAAGACCAGCACUGCACAUCUUUCCAUUGUAGACCAGUUUGGAAACGCAGUGGCUGUAACGAGCACUGUCAAUGCAAGAUUUGGGGCCAACGUGUUUGGAAAUAGAACAGGCAUUAUUUGGAAUGAUGAAAUGGACGAUUUUGCAACAAGCACCAAACCAAAUGAUUUCGGCGUAUUUCCAUCCCCAGCCAACCAGAUAGUGCCUGGCAAGCGUCCCUUAUCAUCCAUGAGUCCGGCAGUGUUUGUUGACGAUAAAGGGGAUGUGAAGAUGGUGGUUGGGGCGGCAGGGGGAUCUAGAAUCACUACGGCAACAGCAUGGGUAGCGGCCCAGGUGAUGUGGUUCAGGGAGAACAUUAAAGAGGCCAUAGACAGCCUGAGGCUCCACCAUCAGCUGCUGCCACCCAUGUUUACCUAUGAGAAGGGAUUUGAUAUGGAUAUCAUCAAAGGCCUGAAGGCUCUGGGUCACAAUGCGACAGAGGUCAGCCCAGGAAUGUCUAUAGUGCAAGGAAUCACACGUCAAGAUGGGUACCUGUACGCAAACAGCGACUACAGAAAAGGGGGAACACCUGAUGGAUAUUAACAAAGGAAUUAAAUUAAAUUAAGAAAUAAUUUAGUUAAAAUAGUUUCAGAGAAGAAAAUAACACCAAUUUGAACCCCAAAAUAUGAACAUUCUUGAUUUCCUACUAAAAAAAUAUAAGUAAGUAUAGGUCAGUAAGGGUAGUUUAAGAUUUAGAACUUUACUUUAAUUUUUCUUUUGUAUUUCACAUAUUCAAGGACAAAGUUGAUAAGUAAAUGUUCAGAAUAUUGUGUACACAUAAUUUGAAAUUACAAAGUUGUAUGUGCAUAAUGCACUUCUGUUAUUUUUGAGAAGUUGUUGUAAACAAUGACCUUGGGCAGAUGUAUUUAAACUUUUCAUUACUUAAACUAAUCAUAAUAAAUUAACAUUUAGGAAACUUAACAAUUUAUUCCUGUGUGGAAAUGUGUAAGCAGUGAGGGACACAAAGGAGUAGAACACAGAUUGGUAUUCUACACUUGUCACCAUGUAGGAGUAGAACACAGAUUGGUAUUCUACACUUGUCACCAUGUAGGAGAAGAACACAGAUUGUUAUUCUACACUUGUCACCAUGUAGGAGUAGAACACAGAUCGGUAUUCUACACUUGUCACCAUGUAGGAGUAGAACACAGAUCGGUAUUCUACACUUGUCACCAUGUAGGGGUAGAACACAGAUUGGUAUUCUACACUUGUCACCAUGUAGGAGUAGAACACAGAUUGGUAUUCUACACUUGUCACCAUGUAGGAGUAGAACACAGAUUGGUAUUCUACACUUGUCACCAUGUAGGAGUAGAACACAGAUUGGGAUUCUACACUUGUCACCAUGUAGGAGUAGAACACAGAUUGGUAUUCUACACUUGUCACCAUGUAGGAGUAGAACACAGAUUGGUAUUCUACACAUGUCACCAUGUAGGAGUAGAACACAGAUUGGUAUUCUACACUUGUCACCAUGUAGGAGUAGAACACAGAUCGGUAUUCUACACUUGUCACCAUGUAGGAGUAGAACACAGAUUGGUAUUCUACACUUGUCACCAUGUAGGAGUAGAACACAGAUUGGUAUUCUACACUUGUCACCAUGUAGGGGUAGAACACAGAUUGGUAUUCUACACUUGUCACCAUGUAGGAGUAGAACACAGAUUGGUAUUCUACACAUGUCACCAUGUAGGAGUAGAACACAGAUUGGUAUUCUACACUUGUCACCAUGUAGGAGUAGAACACAGAUUGGUAUUCUACACUUGUCACCAUGUAGGAGUAGAACACAGAUCGGUAUUCUACACAUGUCACCAUGUAGGAGUAGAACACAGAUUGGUAUUCUACACUUGUCACCAUGUAGGAGUAGAACACAGAUUGGUAUUCUACACUUGUAGGAGUAGAACACAGAUUGGUAUUCUACACUUGUCACCAUGUAGGAGUAGAGCACAGAUCGGUAUUCUACACUUGUCACCAUGUAGGAGUAGAACACAGAUCGGUAUUCUACACUUGUCACCAUGUAGGAGUAGAACACAGAUCGGUAUUCUACACUUGUCACCAUGUAGGAGUAGAGCACAGAUCGGUAUUCUACACUUGUCACCAUGUAGGAGUAGAACACAGAUCGGUAUUCUACACAUGUCACCAUGUAGGAGUAGAACACAGAUUGGUAUUCUACACUUGUCACCAUGUAGGAGUAGAACACAGAUUGGUAUUCUACACUUGUAGGAGUAGAACAGAGAUUGGUAUUCUACAAUUGUCACCAUGUAGGAGUAGAACACAGAUUGGUAUUCUACACUUGUAGGAGUAGAACACAGAUUGGUAUUCUACACUUGUCACCAUGUAGGAGUAGAACACAGAUCGGUAUUCUACACUUGUCACCAUGUAGGAGUAGAACACAGAUUGGUAUUCUACACUUGUCACCAUGUAGGAGUAGAACACAGAUCGGUAUUCUACACUUGUCACCAUGUAGGAGUAGAACACAGAUCGGUAUUCUACACAUGUCACCAUGUAGGAGUAGAACACAGACUGGUAUUAUACACUUGUCACCAUGUAGGAGUAGAGCACAGAUCGGUAUUCUACACUUGUCACCAUGUAGGAGUAGAACACAGAUUGGUAUUCUACACUUGUCACCAUGUAGGAGUAGAGCACAGAUCGGUAUUCUACACUUGUCACCAUGUAGGAGUAGAACACAGAUCGGUAUUCUACACUUGUCACCAUGUAGGAGUAGAACACAGAUCGGUAUUCUACACUUGUCACCAUGUAGGAGUAGAACACAGAUUGGUAUUCUACACUUGUCACCAUGUAGGAGUAGAACACAGAUUGGUAUUCUACACUUGUCACCAUGUAGGAGUAGAACACAGAUUGGUAUUCUACACUUGUCACCAUGUAGGAGUAGAACACAGAUUGGUAUUCUACACUUGUAGGAGUAGAACACAGAUUGGUAUUCUACACUUGUCACCAUGUAGGAGUAGAACACAGAUCGGUAUUCUACACUUGUCACCAUGUAGGAGUAGAACACAGAUUGGUAUUCUACACUUGUCACCAUGUAGGAGUAGAACACAGAUUGGUAUUCUACACUUGUCACCAUGUAGGAGUAGAACACAGACUGGUAUUAUACACUUGUCACCAUGUAGGAGUAGAACACAGAUCGGUAUUCUACACUUGUCACCAUGUAGGGGUAGAACACAGAUUGGUAUUCUACACUUGUCACCAUGUAGGAGUAGAACACAGAUUGGUAUUCUACACUUGUCACCAUGUAUGUAAUUUUUAAACUGAAUCCACUCAAUUACCUCAGCGCAUUAUUCAUUCCAGUAAUUUACUGUGUAAUGAUCUGAUUAUAAAUAACAUAAUUGCUGAUUUGCAUUAUAUUGAUGUUGUGAACAUUGUUGACUAAUAAUAAUAAAUGAUGCUGAAAUAGAAUUAAAUGUAUAAAUCAUUCCUACAUGUAUAUCCAGUCUGUUUUUAAUCAACUGUUUAAUGAUAUGAUGUAUGAAAUAAUGUGAUUAUGACACUUUUAUAUGGUUUAUUUGUUGUUGCUGUUUUAGUGGAGUGUUGCUAUUUUAAUAUAAAUGUUCCCUUCUUAUUUCGUUAAUGGCAUGAAAUAAAGCUUAUCGGAAGCGUUCACAGUGCUAAUAUUCUAUAAAUUGAAAAUCAUGUUUACAUUUAUCCAGAACUGUUUAAUCUGUUCAUUGCAGCCUGUAGAUUGUUAUUGUAUUAUAUUUAAAUUUAAAUCCUAAAUUAUAUACUAGUAUAAUGUGUAUACAUGUAUACAUUUUUUGAAGUACAAAACAAUCACGCAAAUACAAUUCUAAAUCCAUUUAUAUAUUUUAACAUUUUACAAUGUUUGCUCAAAUGUUAUAUAUCUGGCAGGCAAUAAUUGUUAUUUUGAUCACUUAUACUGAUUACUAUAUGCAAAUCUGGUGCCAGGAAAUGCAAAUAGUACAAUUUUGUUAUUGUAAGUUAAAUUAGCAUGUCCGUAGAGAUUGUGAAAGUUUCUUUACACUUUACUAUUAUAAUUGUAUGUAUUUUACAUUUUGACUGGAGGUUACUAAUAUUUUAUUUUAUAUGGACCAGUGUUUAUUCUUUGCACAUUUAUAUUAUCAGCGUGAUGUUAUAAUUAUUUCUUAUUUUGUGUUAAUAUUUUGAAUCUAUAUCAGAAAGUGUAUGGGUUUAAUUUUUAAAUGUAAACAACAAUAAAUAGAAAAAAAGUUA